AACAUCAACAUGAGUAGACAUAAAACUUCAAGCUUUCGUGACUUGCUUGACACGAUACAUGCAUCUAUGAAAAUUAUUAGGGCUUAUUAAUAGACAAACGCAUAGGUUCAUAACUUCAUUACCUUAUUACUGAAAUCCUUCUCUCAAUUCUCAAUCAUUUUCUCAAUUCUUCAAUCUUCCAGAGAAAAAAUCUCCCCCCAGCGAAAAAAUAAUGUCGACGAAGAAGAUCAUAUUGAAGAGCUCCGAUGGUCACUCAUUCGAGGUCGAAGAAGAGGCCGCAUGCCAAUGCCAGACCAUAGCUCAUAUGAGUGAAGACGAUUGUACCGAUAAUGGAAUCCCGCUUCCAGAAGUGACAGGCAAGAUUCUUGAGAUGGUGAUCGAGUACUGCAACAAGCACCACGUCGAUGCCGCUAAUCCUUGCUCCGACGAGGAUCUCAAGAAGUGGGACAAGGAAUUCAUGGAAAAAUAUCAAUCCACGAUCUUUGAUCUCAUUAUGGCUGCGAAUUACCUAAACAUCAAAAGCCUUCUUGAUCUAGCAUGCCAAACCGUCGCGGAUAUGAUCAAAGACAACACUGUGGAGCACACUCGCAAAUUCUUCAACAUUGAGAAUGAUUAUACACAUGAGGAAGAAGAAGCGGUUCGUAGGGAGAAUCAAUGGGGUUUUGAAUGAGCGGGUGAAGCAAACACUAAGCAGCUUUCUUUCUUUUCUUUCUUCUUUAGUGUG
This is a messenger RNA of Arabidopsis thaliana (thale cress), 724 nucleotides long. RefSeq names its product SKP1-like 10 (gene SK10). The coding region runs from base 212 to 670 and encodes 152 amino acids. NCBI's taxonomy places the organism in Eukaryota, Viridiplantae, Streptophyta, Magnoliopsida, Brassicales, Brassicaceae. Gene Ontology annotation, biological process: jasmonic acid mediated signaling pathway; ubiquitin-dependent protein catabolic process; protein ubiquitination. The transcript has a single exon. The record is from RefSeq and is marked reviewed. Gene Ontology annotation, cellular component: nucleus.